UCAGUCAAGUGGCUGUCAAGCCUGUCCGGCAGAUCAAUGGAGUUUAGCAGCAAACGCAGCUUCUACCUGCACGGCAUGUCCAGCUGACAAAGAGGUAGCCUCUGGAUCAGGAACACAAGAAAGUGACUGCACAUGGAAAGAUUGUGUUGCGGGCCAGUAUCUGGAUCAGUCAAGUGGCUGUCAAGCCUGUCCGGCAGAUCAAUGGAGUUUAGCAGCAAACGCAGCUUCUACCUGCACGGCAUGUCCAGCUGACAAAGAGGUAGCCUCUGGAUCAGGAACACAAGAAAGUGACUGCACAUGGAAAGAUUGUGUUGCGGGCCAGUAUCUGGAUCAGUCAAGUGGCUGUCAAGCCUGUCCGGCAGAUCAAUGGAGUUUAGCAGCAAACGCAGCUUCUACCUGCACGGCAUGUCCAGCUGACAAAGAGGUAGCCUCUGGAUCAGGAACACAAGAAAGUGACUGCACAUGGAAAGAUUGUGUUGCGGGCCAGUAUCUGGAUCAGUCAAGUGGCUGUCAAGCCUGUCCGGCAGAUCAAUGGAGUUUAGCAGCAAACGCAGCUUCUACCUGCACGGCAUGUCCAGCUGACAAAGAGGUAGCCUCUGGAUCAGGAACACAAGAAAGUGACUGCACAUGGAAAGAUUGUGUUGCGGGCCAGUAUCUGGAUCAGUCAAGUGGCUGUCAAGCCUGUCCGGCAGAUCAAUGGAGUUUAGCAGCAAACGCAGCUUCUACCUGCACGGCAUGUCCAGCUGACAAAGAGGUAGCCUCUGGAUCAGGAACACAAGAAAGUGACUGCACAUGGAAAGAUUGUGUUGCGGGCCAGUAUCUGGAUCAGUCAAGUGGCUGUCAAGCCUGUCCGGCAGAUCAAUGGAGUUUAGCAGCAAACGCAGCUUCUACCUGCACGGCAUGUCCAGCUGACAAAGAGGUAGCCUCUGGAUCAGGAACACAAGAAAGUGACUGCACAUGGAAAGAUUGUGUUGCGGGCCAGUAUCUGGAUCAGUCAAGUGGCUGUCAAGCCUGUCCGGCAGAUCAAUGGAGUUUAGCAGCAAACGCAGCUUCUACCUGCACGGCAUGUCCAGCUGACAAAGAGGUAGCCUCUGGAUCAGGAACACAAGAAAGUGACUGCACAUGGAAUGCAGUUGACGGUGGGUACAGUGCGUACACUGCCUCCGGAGCUUGUUCGGUACCAUGCGGAGGAGGAACUCAAACCUGGAUUAGGACCUGUACUAACCCAGCACCUCAAUAUGGGGGAGCUGAUUGUACGGGGUUGGGUGUGGCCAGUGAAGAUAGAGCCUGUAACUCCGAACUUUGUCCAAGUGUUACUGCAUCUGGACCGGCUAUAGCAAGCGACGGAAUUGCCGCUACCCUUACUUGCAGCCUGUCGGAAAUCAGUGCCAGUAUGAAGUUAGCCAUGACUUCUGGAGCAGUCAAGUGGAAGGGUGGUGAUAUAAGCGGCGACGUGAGUGCCACUACCAGCGAGUAUACUCUGACCAGCGGGGACUACGACACCGCUCUCCUUACACAAGUUGACACUUUUGUCAUCUCCACCGCUGUCUUGGCACGGUUGAGUGGGGGGAGUCAGGUGUUCACGUGCGUGUUAACUGUGGAUGCCAGUGAUAUAGGAAGCGAUACUCAUUCCAUGACCGUUAUAUCCCCUGUUAUUCAGUUAAACCCAAGCGAAUCGUCCGGGAAAGCAACCGGAGAUAGCUUUGCACUGACUUGCGAAGCGACGUACGUUGCGGGAGUGGAGUCUAUCAUCUCCACCUUCUGGACCAAGGACGAUGGAAACGUUAAUCCUACUUUAACAACUGAAACAACUUACCCCACUUAUAGUGGGGGCAAAAGGGUCAAGUCCACACUAGCUGUUAGCUACAUGCAAAGUACCUAUUCUGGAGAAUACAAAUGUGGAGUUAACUACGGUGGAGAUAUAAUCUACAGUACCGCUACCACUAUCAGCGUAGCAGGUGUACUAUACUUCCCAACACACGCUCUCGUGGUUAACGGGCAAGCUCUGACUAUUUCAAUCGUCACCGUUACUGACACAUCCGCUAUAUCCGUUGCUUGGUUCAAAGACGACGUGGAUAUGGUACCUACUGCUAAUGCUGCGUACACUAUAACAACGACUGACACAACAGCUGUAGAUAGCAGCAAGAUAACAACCUCCACCCUUGUCUGGACUGGGGUUGCUGCUACCAACCAGGACACCACUUUGCACGUGGAACUAUCCUCAGACGCGCUCUUCUUGAAGAGCGCCGACUCGCUUGUCAACGUUCUCGAGGUUUACACUCAGCCCCAGGAUUACAAGAUACUCCGAGGAAUUGAUACGUAUAUCUACUGUUCGUUUGAGGGACCUCCUCAACCUUCCAUCACAUGGCAAUCCCACAACUCACUAACUUCUACGGGAACCGACGUGACAAACGGGGUUACACAGAUCACAGCCCUCGAGCCAACCACUUCUCUAACCGUCUACCAAAGCAGGCUCACUGUCAACGCAGACACGUCUGCUUCUCCUUCUUAUUGGAGCUGUAAAGCAACUUACCCUUCUUACUCUGGAAAGUACAUCUUUACUGGCGGAGAGCUGAACACUAACGUGGCCUGUCUCACACCCAUUGGUGUUACUGCGGUGUCGGGGCCCACUACCCUGACUGUUGGUGCUACUGCCACCUUUACUGCUAAAGCGGACAAUCCCCCUGAACCCCAGUUUGGUUGGAAGUUUAACGGUUAUGAAGUAACUUUAGGAAAUACAGCAGGAACCCAACUCUCUUCUACUGAGUACGAGUAUGUUUACACUAAACCAAGCAUGAGUGUAACGGAUAGUGGAGCUUAUGGUGCUCUGGCAGUUUAUUCAGACUACGGAAAGUCAUCACUGGUUACAGUCAAUACUAACGUAGUCAAUGCAUGUGCUCGACUUGCAGCCCCGGAUAACGGAGAAUUAGUAUGUGAUCCAACCUCAUUCUCUACAUCUUCAACCGUCAUCGGCUCCUCAGUCACUGAAACCAUGGUCACGUGUACAGUUUCGUGCAAUAGUGGGUACAUGCUCCAGACUUCCCAGACCACCUUUACUUGUACGGACGGGACAUGGGAACAGAACAGUGUGGUCAACCCUUUCAACGGCGUGAACAAAUGUCUUAGAGUGGUUGUACCGAAAUCCAUCACACUCACCUUCUCUGUGGGUUACGAGCUGCCCUGGCUGGCAUCCUGUACUGACUACUACGGUGACUACCUCCGACUAGCCUUCCCUUACCACGUGGCUAACGCUGCUUCUUCUCUUACUUGUCUCUCUGAUGGAGACUGUAGUUUGGACGACAACUACUUUGCCUACGAUAACGCUUACGACGCCUGUUAUACCACGGGUAACUUCAUCUGGCUGAAGGUGAAGUAUCAGCAGACAGGUAACACCGGCACGGACAGAAGACUGGAACUCUUCACUGAGUUCUCUGAGUGGGCGCAGUCCACCACCUUCGCUCCGUACACCGUGAUGGAUACCGCUGCGUGCGUGGGAGCCUGUGCUUGUUGUAUUGAGGAUUCGUGUUUGAAAGCACCCACCACAAUCAUGGCUAGACUCAAGUGUUCUUCUAAUAAAAGGAGGAGGAGAGCGGCUGAGGAUGAUUUCCCAACAUUGUCAUUCGACGCUUUCGCGGGAACUGGAAACGCCUCUCACGUGUCCAGAUCUGACGAGAUACGCUGUGGUGCUGGAUCUGUUCCUCUGGACAAUAGUUGUAUGGUGUGCGUAGAAGGAACCUACCAAUCCGGUGACCAAUGUGUGAGCUGCCCGGCGGGAACAUACCAAGACCAGACGGGAACUAGCACGUGUUCUUCGUGCCCGGAGGGCACCAGUACUACCAGUACCGGAGCUACUGCUCCUUCUCUCUGUAUACAAGUGUGUCAGAUGGAGGAGGUGCGAUACGGAGUGAGCGACCCACCUGCUGGGUGGAUCGUUAAACUGGGAGAACCCGUCACAGUGAGAUGUAACCAGGGCUUCCAGUUGGGAGGACAGAGUAUUACUGUUACUCAGUUGAAGACAUGCACUGAUAAACCUUCUUGCUCACGAGUACAAAUCAGCACAACCUCUCUUAACGUUCUGGAAAGUUCCGUUCUUGACCUGAGCUGCAAGAUAACCGCCGCCUCUGAGCCAGAACUUUGUCUUUUCUAUAAGGACUCGAGGCAAAUUAACGCUACUGAACCACUCAGUUUGGAAGGAGGCAAGUUCUCAUGUGAGACUAGUAUCACAAUGGUACAGGGCUCUGAUGAAGGCUCUUACUCCUGCUCUGCUGUCUGGAGUGAUGAAGCUCAGCCUGAACCAAGCAACGAGAUUGAUAUAAGAGUUAUGGGACUGACGUUUGACUCAACUGUAACUGUUUAUUCUGAGAAUUCAGAUCACACAUUCUUCUGUGCUGCAACUGUUCCUUCCGAUUCCGCAGUUAUUAUUUCUUGGACUAGAAACGGACAGCCGGUGGGAGAGAGACUGACCUCAACGUCCAACCCGGCCAUCGGUGUCCUGAAUCUGGAGACCAUCACCCCGAAAGAUCAGGGAGACUACCAGUGCCGAGCUACUUACCUCGGUAUAGGUACUAUCGUCUCAGAUCCUGCUACACUUACUGUUCUAGGCUUCUUAGAGGCUCUCACUGACAUGGACUUAACUAAAGGAAACAGCGUCAGUCUGCACUGCAAACCUACUAUGGGAGAAAUAACCUGGUCUCUGAACGGCUCCCCGCUCUCCUCUACCUCCACCUCUCUUAUAAUGGAGAAUGUGGGCCAGGAGAACGAGGGUGUCUACAAGUGCCAGGCUGCUCAUCAGGGACAAACCCUCUCCUCGUCGGCUAAAGUCACUGUGUCUGAUACGGGAAUUACCCAACAUCCUGUGGACACGACACUACAAUCUGGCCAACAAGCUACUCUUACCUGUGCUACUAACGCAGACUCGUCGUUCAAAUGGUUUAUCAACGAAAAAGAGAUCAGCGCUGGAGUUGAGAGCACAUCAAAGCAGUCUAUCUUGGUCACCUCACCCUUGACUUUGAGAUCACGCGUGCAGUGCGUUGUCUCGUCAGGGGACAAAAAAUACUUAUCUAAAAAAGCUCUGGUAAAUCUUAUUGGUUUCAAGACAAUGCCUAAAGACAGCGGUCUACCAGUAGAGGGAGAAGUGUCCCUGAUCUGCAGCGUUCUAGGAGAUGGGCUCAAACAGUUGGUCUGGAUCAGAUCUUCUGAUUCCACUGAGGUCCCCAGCCGUAAGACAGAGAGGUACAAUACCGGUUACGCAACUACCAACGUGCUGACUACUAGACAGGAAGGAACUUACUUCUGCAAGGCUACUUUCGAGCAAGGCUUUAUCAUCGAGUCCGAGAGAGCAAAUAUCUCUCCAGUCCGAGUGGACUUGUCUGUUGAAACUGUAGCUCUGGGAGAUGAUAUAACACUCACGUGUACUGUUACUGGGGCUAUUAAAGCAGAUCUGGUCUUCUGGACUAAGGACGGAGAACUUAUGUUCAACGAUAAGAGUAUUAGUCACGUGCCUGGAUCCGUCACAUCCUACAGUUACCUAACCUUGAACUCAGUUCUCACCUCUGACAUGGGAGAGUACCGCUGUGCUGCCUCCAUCCUGUCAGAUCUAACAGUGUACGGAUCUGAACCCGCUCCCCUCAAACUACUGGGAUUCAUUGACGUAGUAUCUGAUAUCGUGGUCAAGAGAGGACAGCUGACUGAGGUGGUAUUCAGUGUUCGGCACCAGGACGGAGUCAAGGUGUCAUGUGAUCUGUCACAAGGUGCCGUGCAGAUCAGUGACGGUGAUCACCAUGGUGACGCGGUGAAGUUCCGAGGAGAAGUGAUAAGUGUGGGUGAGGAGGUGAAGGAGAUUCAAUACAGCUGUUCUGUUUCUUACGGAGCUGAUGUAGUUAUCAAAUCUGAUUUAGCAAAGAUCUAUAUCGUUGAUGAACCCACUCUGGAAGUAGAUAGUUCUCGCUACGUGCUGAUCGGAGAGGAGGCGCUUCUUACCCUGACUGCAAACUACAUAACUAACGUGCCUGCCGUUCAUUGGAAGGUCAACAGUUUGAGAACUAUACAAUUCUCUGGCUCCUACACCAGUUCUGAGUAUACCAGCACCCUACAGUGGCCAGUCACUCAAGACAUAGAGGUCGAGGCUACAGUUCACUACGCUGACGUCGGAGGGUAUUCUGUCAGGAGAGCUGUCGUGCUCGCUUACGGAGUGGAAGGAGUAACCGGACCGGAGAAGGUGCACCUGGGAGAGAGUUACAACCUGACUUGCUCUGUUGCUACAAUAGAUGAGAAUACCGAGAUCACUUGGUACCGAGCUGAUAGUCCAGUUCUACCCCACUCUACCCUCUACUACGAUAACAAGAUAUCAUCAGUUUUGUAUCUACCCGAAGUGGAAGCUAGCGAUAUUGGUAUUUAUACUUGUACCGCGGUAUUCUCUGACGGAAAACAAUCCUCAGGAGCCUUCUAUGUUACCCAAACCAAUGACUGUAAAUUACCAAGCAUUGAGAACGCCGUCAUGGACUCAAGCUCCGACAUUAUCUCUCAUUUGGGUGAACUGAAGGUGAACUGUGGGGAUGAGACAAUCGUUAUCAAGUGUCAACACGGUUCCUGGGACCAGACUCUCGUCUUCUGCCCUGCGUCACAGACCAGCUGGAACAUAAUCGGUAUUGUGGUGGUUGCAGUUCUGCUUGUUGUUGGUGUCGGUGUGUUCUUCUUCUACAAGAAACAACAUACCAGGGCAGUAUCUCCCUCUCUACCCGAAUCUGGAGCUGACUCUGUUGAAAUGUACAAGAGACAGUGGAAGGACCAUUCUGAAGUCAUCAAUAAUCCAACCGCAAUGGAGAACGUGGACCUGGAUACUCAGAAUCACCAACAACUGGAAAGAACAAUGACUCAAAUAUCCAGCUAAUUAUCAGCUAUUUAUCAGCUUAUUAGCUAAUUGGUUUAGAAGACUAAAUGUCUAGGAUUUGUAGGCUUAGAGAACGCAGGCUGUGUAACUAGACUUGUAAAGACUGUUAGAGUUAUACUUUUCAGAUUAUAUCUAGGUACUGUAUUUUCAUUGGCCCAGAUGUUACUUUAUAAAUGCAGGUAUUAAUUUAAGUUACUGUAAUUAUUGACCCGAAAAGUACAAUCUGGAUUCAAAUUAAAACAGUCUUGUAACAUACCAACGAGUAAAAAUUAUAAAGGCGAGUUUGAUACUUCUGUAUAUAACCAGCUUUUCAGAUUAUUUCUAGGUACUGUAUUUUCAUUGGUCCAGAUAUCACUCUAUGGCCCAUAUAUCACUCUAUAAAUGCAAUAUGCAUGUAUUAAUUUAAUUUUAAGUUACUGUAAUUAUUGACCCAAAAAGUACAAAAUAUUCACAUAACAUUAAUAUUAAAAGUUUAAAUUAUAAAUGCAAGUUUGAUACUUCUGUAUAUAAUCAGCUGAAUAUUAUUCUGUAUUUAUAGCGAUGUAAUUGUAAGUGACCCAGUUUACAUAAACAACGUUUUUUCAUGAGAUAUUAAGUUGAUUUUUGUAUCUUUUAUAAUUAAACAUUAAAGUUUUUUUAGAUUCCGGUUAUGUUUGAGCUAAAAGUUAGCUUUAGACUUAGACUAUAAAAUGAUUAUAAAUUAAACAUCGUGUCUUUGUCAUAUCAUUAUUAAAAGUGUAUUCGACUUC
Molecule: messenger RNA, 7638 nt
Organism: Bolinopsis microptera
Lineage: Eukaryota; Metazoa; Ctenophora; Tentaculata; Lobata; Bolinopsidae
Product: basement membrane-specific heparan sulfate proteoglycan core protein-like
Exons: 41
Coding region: 1394-6889 (1831 amino acids)
Biological process (GO): synapse organization; homophilic cell-cell adhesion
Cellular component (GO): neuronal cell body; axon; plasma membrane
Molecular function (GO): axon guidance receptor activity
Source: RefSeq, a predicted model, not a curated record